Molecule: messenger RNA, 2235 nt
Organism: Magnolia sinica
Lineage: Eukaryota; Viridiplantae; Streptophyta; Magnoliopsida; Magnoliales; Magnoliaceae
Product: high affinity nitrate transporter 2.5-like
Exons: 2
Coding region: 532-2049 (505 amino acids)
Biological process (GO): transmembrane transport
Molecular function (GO): nitrate transmembrane transporter activity
Source: RefSeq, a predicted model, not a curated record
AGUUGCUCUCUCUCUCUCUCUCUCUCUCUCUCUCACACACACACACACACACACACACUCCAAAGAGCUAUAGACAUCCAGAUACAAGAAAAACCACCAAAGAGCUAUAGACACCCAAAUACAAGAAAAACCACAUCAAAUCUGUCUAUUGUGCUUUUUAUUUCAGUUAUCCCUCCCUCCCUCCCUCCCUCUAAAUUCCAAAAACACAUCCAGACACCAGGCAAAACAGACCAAAAUCAGCCCAUGGAAUUUUCCUAUUUCAGUUACUUCUCUCAUACAUGUAUAUAGACAUGGAAUUGAGCUUUGAAGAUACUCACUUCCAUAGACAGAUUACAUAGAAAACCCAAAACAGCUAUAAUCUAUCAGUAGUUAUGGAGGAUCUUCAAGUUCUCAUGGAUAGCUUACAGAAAUAAAAGAGCAAACCCACCAACCCAAAUGAGCUAGAAUUCUAUCACCAGCUAUAGGAGAACUUCAAAUUCAUAGACAGCUUAAACAAACAGCUCAUAAAAGAGAAGACCCACAAAGCGAAACAUGGAAAUCUCUGGUCGGGAAGAAUCAGUGCCUUCGAAUUUUGCACUUCCAGUGGACUCCGAGCACAAGGCCACGGAAUUCAGAUUGUUUUCGGUGGCAGCCCCGCACAUGAGGGCCUUUCACCUCUCAUGGCUCUCCUUCUUCGCCUGCUUCGUAUCUACCUUCGCAGCACCGCCCCUCCUCCCCAUAAUCCGCGACAAUCUCAAUCUCUCCACCACUGACAUCGGCAAUGCUGGGAUCGCGUCGGUCUCCGGUGCAGUCUUCGCGCGGGUCGCCAUGGGCACCGCCUGCGACCUCAUGGGCCCACGCCUCGCAUCAGCAUUGCUGUCCAUCCUCACUGCCCCCGCCGUGUAUGCCACUGCUACCGCCAACUCCGCCGCUGCAUUCCUCCUCGUCCGCUUCUUCACUGGCUUCUCGCUUGCCUUGUUUGUCUCGACCCAGUUCUGGAUGAGCUCCAUGUUCUCCGCCCCUGUCGUUGGCAUUGCCAAUGGCUUCUCCGGUGGGUGGGGCAACCUCGGUGGUGGGGCCACCCAGCUCAUCAUGCCCCUCGUCUACUCCCUCAUCUGCCACCUCGGCGCGACCUCUUUCACCGCCUGGCGAAUUGCAUUCUUCAUCCCCGCAACGUUCCAAGUCCUGACUGCAUUCGCCGUAUUGGCUUUCGGCCAAGACCUCCCAGAUGGAAAUUUCAGCCGAUUGCACGAGUCGGGCAAUAAGCCGAAAGACCAAUUCUCAAAGGUUUUCUACCGUGGAAUCACAAACUACAGAGGGUGGAUCCUGGCCUUGACAUAUGGGUUUUGUUUUGGGGUGGAACUGACAAUCGAUAACAUAAUUGCAGAGUAUUUUUAUGAUAGAUUCAAUCUGAAACUCCACACAGCUGGGAUUAUAGCAGCUAGCUUCGGAUUAGCGAACAUAAUUUCUAGGCCGGGAGGUGGGAUUUUAUCAGAUGUGAUGGGGAAGAGGUUUGGGAUGAGGGGGAGGCUGUGGAGUUUGUGGGUGGUGCAGUCCUUGGGUGGGUUGUUCUGCAUUUUGCUCGGGCAGGUCGGAUCAUUAGGUGCUUCCAUUGGUGUCAUGAUCGCCUUCUCUCUGUUUGUUCAAGCUGCAUGCGGGCUGACGUUUGGUAUUGUUCCUUUCGUCUCCAGAAGGUCAUUAGGAGUGGUUUCUGGAAUGACAGGAGGCGGAGGGAACGUGGGUGCGGUUUUGACACAGCUGAUAUUCUUCAAGGGCUCCAGAUACUCGAAGCAAACUGGGAUCACUCUCAUGGGUGUCAUGAUCAUAUCCUGCACCCUCCCUUUAUGGUUGAUCUACUUCCCGCAGUGGGGUGGGAUGCUCUGCGGCCCAUCGACUAAGGACAAUGCCACAGAAGAAGAGUACUACAUAUCGGAAUGGAACGCAAAGGAGAAGGAGAAAGGCUGCCAUCUCGCAAGCUUGAAAUUCGCAGAUAACUGUAAGAGCGAAAGAGGUCGACGGGUGACUUCCAUGCCCUCACCUCCUACAAACGGAACACCAGGAGGCGUAUGAAUCCUAACAAGGAUUUGGGAUUCCUGAAAAGGGAAAAAAUAUAAAAAAAUGUAGCGUGUUUAAUAUGCAAGUGUUUUGUCAAUAGGUGUAUGAGGUUGCACUAGGACUGUUCUAAGUUACUACUUGGUAUUAGGUUGUAUGGAGAAGGCUAAGGCAAUGAAAUAAGCUUUUGAGCACUGGUUUUUA